ACUUCUCGGCCUUCUGACUUACGCGGAGCGAGCGCUGAAAGAGCGAUCGAUGUGCAAAGAGGGAAAAUCGAAGCAGUGAAGCUUGAACCUGCGAGGACGAAUUGAACACCAGCCGCGCCGCCGCCCGCCCACCUGCGUCGUCCGCCGUCCCUGCUUCUUAUCUGGACUUAGGCAGUCCGCCUUGGCCUCCCUCCAGGACUCCAGCCUCCAGUUGCUGAUUUAGUCCGAUAUACGUUAGCAGAUCUUGAAAUGGCGACCUUCGAGCUUUAUAGGAGAUCAACGAUUGGUAUGUGCUUGACGGAGACGCUAGAUGAGAUGGUAUCCAGUGGCAUCCUUAGCCCGGAGCUUGCCAUCCAAGUCCUUGUUCAGUUCGACAAGUCCAUGACUGAAGCUUUGGAGUCUCAAGUGAAGAACAAGGUCUCCGUCAAGGGGCAUCUUCACACAUAUCGGUUCUGUGACAAUGUUUGGACUUUUAUCUUACAAGAUGCUGUGUUCAAGAGUGAUGAAUGCCAGGAGACUGUUGGACACGUUAAGAUUGUGGCAUGUGAUUCAAAGCUUCUCUCCCAGUAGUGAGAUACGUUUGCAAAUGACGAAAAAGAAAACCAUUAAACAGAGUUUUUCAGUUCUGUUGUUUCAUAGAAAUUCGAUACUACUAAUGAAGAAAUAUGAAAAGCUGGGGGUUUCAUCUUUUGGCCAUAUUUCCCAGGCCAGGGAUGAAAUUGCAAUACCUUUCUGUGUCAACCUCGCAAGCCUCUACAAUGUUAACUUCACUUCAUUCCGCCAUAGUCUCCUUUUGUCCCUUUGUACUAUAUGGCUUAGUUCAAGUGUAUCAUCCCAUGCUUUGGCGUGCUGAAUUCUGAACCAUUCGCCUUAUUUCAUGUAUUUAUUCUCUAUUUUAAUGAGUGGAUGAUUGCCAUUUCAAGUUAAUCGUUUCCCGGACUUGAAUUAGUGUCUGGAUUUUAGUUUGUCUGACAUAUUUGCUAUCAGGUAAACUUUGUAAAUGUCAGUUGAUACAUAAUGUAAUUGGAACUGAUAUCAUAUUUCUCCGAGCUUUACAUUUAUUUCUAUAUUUUAACUUUCAAAAUCCGAACUAUGUAAAACAAAUAUUGUAUCGACUGACCUGAUAUUUUAAUGGUAUUUAUUAUCACAA
Molecule: messenger RNA, 1150 nt
Organism: Cuscuta epithymum
Lineage: Eukaryota; Viridiplantae; Streptophyta; Magnoliopsida; Solanales; Convolvulaceae
Source: the annotation of a GenBank genome assembly